Fonsecaea pedrosoi CBS 271.37 is the source of this 975-nucleotide messenger RNA. RefSeq lists its product as uncharacterized. The record is from RefSeq and is a predicted model, not a curated record. The transcript has a single exon. Lineage: Eukaryota; Fungi; Ascomycota; Eurotiomycetes; Chaetothyriales; Herpotrichiellaceae. Gene Ontology annotation, molecular function: protein dimerization activity. The coding region runs from base 1 to 975 and encodes 324 amino acids.
AUGGAUACCAUCAUCCCUCAACAAGACUCCAUGGUGGACAUGGACGACUGGUACAACUUUACCCUAACCAACGCCGACAUGGACGGGCUCUUUGGGUGCGCGUCAAACCCUCUAGCCUCGUACGACCAGUCCAAUACUACAAACUUUGGCCAGUCACGGCAAUACUAUAACCAAUCUCAAUAUCCCUGGAAUACUGUCGAUGCAAGCCUCAUGUAUCAGAAGACUCCGACCCAGUCAUUCACCACUGCAAACACAUCAUUUCUCCCGUAUGUGUCAGACCCAAUGCGGUCCUACAGCCCCAACAACCUCCCAGUAUAUGCUGGUGAGGAUGAGGUGGUAAAGAGCGAUUCUACCAGAGACUACCAGCUCUCCGAUUUCGAGCUGGCUCUUUCUGAGUCCUCAGCUUCUUCCGAAGUUGAAGAUUGCGCUGCGACGACUGUGGCAUCGCAGAACUCGACGGCCCGGCGGGCAGGGAGCCGGGAGAAGCGCACAAACACCGGAUCAAGAAGACAGACGCACUCGCACCGAGUCUCCAAGCUCAAGAGAACCGCUUCAAGUGACAGCGAUGAUCUCGAGCGGGCGCUGGCCAAGCAGACGCACUCGGCCAUCGAGCGCAAAUACCGUAACAACCUCAACGCAAAGAUGUGGCAGCUGCACCGCACGCUGGAGGGGACGAGCCGCAUGUCCAGCAGCGGCAGCAGCGCCAACAACAGUGACGACAGCGACUCAUCACCACAGUGGGGGGAGUCGCAGUCGCAGUCGCAGUCACAGCAACGGGAACAACCGCAACCGCGGAAAUCGGACAUUUUGAGCAAUGCCCUGCAGUACAUCAACGAGUCGGAGCUAGAGAUGAGGCACAUGUCGGAUGAGAUUGUGCGGUUACAGAAUCAACUGGCGGUCCUGCAGCGCAUGGUGCGGUGCGAAGGCGACUGCGAUGCUUUGAAGGAGAUAGUCCAAAUGAAAUUGGCGUCAUGA